Molecule: messenger RNA, 531 nt
Organism: Encephalitozoon hellem ATCC 50504
Lineage: Eukaryota; Fungi; Microsporidia; Unikaryonidae
Product: cleavage and polyadenylation specificity factor subunit Clipper
Exons: 1
Coding region: 1-531 (176 amino acids)
Molecular function (GO): metal ion binding; RNA binding
Source: RefSeq, a predicted model, not a curated record
AUGGGAGAGCCGGCAUUCAGUUUCGAGAGUUACGUUUCAGACAGGCUGGGCUUACAUGAAGAAGAUGAAGUUUACUGCAUUCCAUACCAGACAAACUCCUGCAAGGAUCCAAACUGUUCCAAGCAGCAUGUCAAGCUGAGCACAGCUGUUGUCUGCAAGCAUUGGCUUAGGGGAUUGUGCAAGAAAGGGAUCAAGUGCGAAUUCAUGCACGAAUAUGAUCUCUCAAGAAUGCCGGAGUGUUACUUCUUCAGCAGCUACGGAGAAUGCAUGAAUCCAGAGUGUAACUACAUACACAUAGAUCCAAACAGUUCCUCAAAGGAAUGCCCUUGGUAUAACCGCGGGUUCUGCAGGAACGGUGCAUCGUGUAAGAACAAGCAUGUCAGAAAGAAGCUGUGCUACAACUACUUCCUCGGAUUUUGUCCAAGAGGGCCAGACUGCGACUACGGGCAUCCCAAGUUCAACAUUAACCCUGCCCGUGAAAUAUCUCGCUCAGACAUCAUUCAGAAACCUUCAAAUCUGGCAAGCUCAUGA